This is a messenger RNA of Electrophorus electricus (electric eel), 5813 nucleotides long. It is a transcript of the gene ngfrb, whose product is annotated as nerve growth factor receptor b. Gene Ontology annotation, biological process: Rho protein signal transduction. Gene Ontology annotation, molecular function: death receptor activity; coreceptor activity; nerve growth factor binding. NCBI's taxonomy places the organism in Eukaryota, Metazoa, Chordata, Actinopteri, Gymnotiformes, Gymnotidae. Gene Ontology annotation, cellular component: plasma membrane; cell surface. The record is from RefSeq and is a predicted model, not a curated record.
GGGACAACCCGCGGGUCGCUCGCUAUACUCAGGGUCUCCGAAAGCGCUCUCGCUGUCACUUGAGACGCAACCCAUUCGCAGUGCAAACGGGGCACUCGCAAGCACUCGCAACAACUCUUGACGCCACGGGUAGCUGGCCAUUUCUCUAGUUCUCGUCAUUUUACGACCAUUUCUAAGUGUUGGACAUCAAUGCCUGUCAGCGGUUUUUCAUGACUUUCUGGAAGUCGGACAACGGGAGAAAUAAGAGACGCACACGAGAACAUUUACGCCUGAUAGACUACUCUAUGAAGAUACUAAUAGCUGCGAUGCUACUUUUACAGUUCAUUUCAGUGUUUCUUUUCAGCGAGUGAUUUUUUGGUUUUUGUUUUUUUCUCCUUUGAGAGCCUAAUUUGCAUCAUCAAGACGGACAAAAUUAGACGCGGACACACACACACACACACACCCAGACACACACACCCAGACACAUACACAAACAACAUGUUUACUGUAAUCCUGCCGGUGUUGCUUGGACUGGUGGGUGUGUUCUCCCACAGGCUGUCCAGCCAGGAGGUGUGUCUGUCGGGGCAGUACACAACCAGUGGGGAGUGUUGUAAGCAAUGCCAGCCUGGUGAGGGGAUGGUACAUCCCUGCGGAGAGACGCAGACGGUUUGUGGACCAUGCCUCGACAGCGAGACGUUCUCAGAGAUCUACAGCCACACCGAGCGCUGCAUGCCAUGUACAGUCUGCGAGGAUCUGCUGCGCAUGGAGACCCCGUGCACGGAUGCCAACGACGCGGUGUGCGUGUGCGACUACGGCUACUACCUGUCGCUGGUGACGUUGCGCUGCGAGGCAUGCACCAUGUGCGGGGUGGGCCAGGGUGUGCUGCUGCAGUGCAAGCACAACUUCGACACCAUGUGCGAGGUCUGCAUGGACGACACCUUCUCAGACGAAGAGAGCGCCCUCGACCCAUGCCUGCCCUGCACGACCUGCGAGGAGGAGGGACAGCUCCAGGCCUGCACCUCCGUCAGCGACACCAUCUGCAAAGUGGACCUCAGCCUUCUGAAUGUCUCCGUCUCACCAAUGACCUCCGUAGAGCCCUCACCUCCCCCGUUCACGGACUCCACGCUGGACCCGCCCGUGGAGGUCAGGCUCACGGAGAGCUUACCAGUAGAAAGCGGGGCCACCGUCGACCCUGAGUCCAGGAAGCUGGGCGUUGGCCUGGCCGACAACCUCUUGCCCGUCUACGUCUCCAUCGUCCCUGCAGUGCUGCUCGGCUUCGUGGCCUUCGUCGUCUUCAAGCGCUGGAACAGCUGCAAACAUAGCAAACAGGAAGGUAAUAACCGGUCAGGUGCUGGUCACCCGAGUCAGACCCCAUCACCUGAGGGUGAGAAACUGCACAGUGACAGUGGCAUUUCAGUGGACAGCCAGAGCUUACAGGAGGGCCAGGGGGUGCCACACACAGUGAUAAGAAUUGAUGGAGGCUCAGCCCUGAGUCUGCCCCUGCACACCUGCGAGGAGGUGGAGCGGCUUCUUAAUCCCGCCCACGGCGGGGAGGGGGUGGGCUCCACGCAAGAAACCGACUGGUGCAGCCUGGCCGGGCUGCUGGGCUACGAGGAGGAGCGCAUCGCCUCCUUCAGGCAGGAGGGCCGGCCUGUGCAGGCGCUGCUUUCUGAUUGGGCGAGGCAGGAUUCGGCGAGCGUGGAUGCGCUGUGCACCGCGCUGCGUAAGAUCAAUCGAGAGGAUAUCGCUCAGAGCAUUCUCCUCAAGCCAACUGCCACUUCUGCAGUAUGAGUGAACACACACACACACACACACACAUAUAAAGCUCCUAAGCCAUAGCCACUGCUACAACACACCCUUACCAUAUAUCCUGACACACUGUAUGGUACACAUCAUUAUCAUUUAACUUCAAAAGUGUUAACACCAUGUGCCACAAGCUUCUUUAACCUGCACCAAGACUACCCAGUUACUCCUGUAUUUCAACUUCUGUUUUUUUUUUUGUUUUUUUUUUGCAUGUUUAAAAUCUUUGGCCUCUAUUACCCACCGUCCGUGUUGUAAUCAGAAGCUGCCUGUCUGCCUGUCAGUCACUUACGCUUUCGUUGCCUGCUGUCAACACAAGCCAGCAAAUCUGAAGCAGCCCAUUUUGUCCGAAUGCCCGUGGAUCUCCAGAGCACAGCCACGCUCGUGCCCGUGGUUCUCCGAAACGCAGCCACGCUCGUGCCCGUGGUUCUCCGAAACGCAGCCACGCUCGUGCCCGUGGCUCUCCGAAACGCAGCCACGCUCGUGCCCGUGGCUCUCCGAAACGCAGCCACGCUCGUGCCCGUGGCUCUCCGAAACGCAGCCACGCUCGUGCCCGUGGUUCUCCGAAACGCAGCCACGCUCGUGCCCGUGGUUCUCCGAAACGCAGCCACGCUCGUGCCCGUGGUUCUCCGAAACGCAGCCACGCUUGUGCCCGUGACUCUCUGAAACACAGACAUGCUCGUGCCCGUGACGUGCCCGUGACUCUCUAAAAUGCACCCACUCACAUCUUCUCAGUAGUCAUAUCUUGGCCAAAUACAACCUAACCUAGAGAAGUGAAGUAAAACAAACAGACCAACACAAUGAGUUAGCAAAAAUAGACUUUACUGUUCUAGCACACACAAUGGUGGAUUCCAGGACCCAGGCUACCAAGAGUCUGUUAACUGCUAAAGGACGACCUUCAUAUAUACUAAAAUACUGUAACAUUAAAGUUAAAUCCUCAUUUGAUCCGUCUUCUGUGCACAUUCCUUUUUUAUUCAGCUAAUUGUUUAUACGUGGUUGUUUUUUCUGUUGACAGUUUUCUGAGUUAGAGUGCUACAAAAAUCACUUCCCAGACAGUGAAAAGAAUAAGAUGUUACUGGCAGUAUGUGAGUUCCUUUCUCACACCUCUGACAUCAUAUUUGAUGUCACAUAAGACAAUCCUUUGAUUCCCUUUUUUAGUCUGUUUAGCUUUGAUGUUUACGACAAGUCAAGUGUCAUCUUCAGUUACCCACGCGAGUAGCAUCAUUUCUGAUAAAACCAUCUUUUCUUCCAGAAGAUUCAGUGGGAAGAGGUGUUGUAUAUUUAGUAAAGAAUGCCAAACAUAGAUGUACCAUGUCAGACUAUACGCAGUAAAUGGCAUUAUUGCCUGGAGGUUAUGUUAUCCUGGGUCUCUGACAGAGGAAGAAGUGAAGAGGCAGAGAGCCAGACUGCUAAUGCUAAUGGCUUCCUAUAUCAUCUCCAUCACCCACAGUGCAUUGCUUCUAACUUGCUAACCUUUGUUAUCAAUAACACCAUCACAUUUAACAGUCAUCAGACAAAUGUUCAGUAUUUACAUUAUCAUGGGUAUUUCCAAGAGUCUGUCAACUAUAGUGUAUACGAUUUUGUAGGUGGCUGGGUAUAUAAUAGACUGUCUGCAGUGUAAAAACAUCUUGGAAAAAAGCCGAAGUUUUUGACAUCCUGGUGGUCACACACACACUGGUGGUCUUGCAGGAGGCAGAUAGACUAUUAUCUGUCUCUUGUUUUUUACCAGGAAGGUAAACUGAUACUGGUCACUACCUGCCCAAGGUCAUCACCAUGACGAAAGAGCUUAUUCAUACCAUCUGUGACCCAGAUAGAAAAUGACAAACUUGCCACACACAGACACAAAAGACACAGACACGCGCACACACGGACUGACACACACACACACACACACACACACACACACACACACACAUAAAUUUCAAAGAAGCAGGCUACCUACAUACAAAUCAAGGAGAGUGGAGUGUGGCAGGUUUCUCCUCUGAUGGAAAACAGGUCUGUACUGAAGCAGAGCGGCAGUGCUUAAAGGCAUGUAGAAGGGUGACGUUAACCGCUCCUGAUGAUGUAACAAUGGCCCACGUGUGGAAGGGUGAUGUUAACCGCUCCUGAUGAUGUAACAAUGGCCCACGUGUGGAAGGGUGACUUUAACCGCUCCUGAUGAUGUAACAAUGGCCCACGUGUGGAAGGGUGACGUUAACCGCUCCUGAUGAUGUAACAAUGGCCCACGUGUGGAAGGGUGACGUUAACCGCUCCUGAUGAUGUAACAAUGGCCCACGUGUAGAAAGGUGACGUUAACCGCUCCUGAUGAUGUAACAAUGGCCCACGUGUGGAAGGGUGACGUUAACCGCUCCUGAUGUUCUAACUGUGGCACACGUGUGGAAGGGGGAUGGUAACUGCUCCUGAGGGUCUGACGGUGGCAAACGUGUGCGAGGAGGGCACAAGGCAGUGCGGGUAAGGUCCGCGGGGCACUAAGGACAGGUGGAAACGAGAAACAAUUAUCAGGGUGUCUGUAAAUUCUCAGGGCUACACACGUGCGAUACUCCACCAACUGCACGUUACGUGUGCCGUGUGCUCCAAAGUCACAUGUGAAUGUGAACUCGGAGACCUGGCUGAACACAGUGUUUGAAGGGGAUAGUCAGUUGAGCAAGACAUUUUAGAAUUUUCAUUCUUUGUUCAAUCGAACAGAGUGGAAUAAUUGCAUAUAAAUCUUGGGAUCAGGGAAUAGAGACAAGAUGAUUCUAAUCACUGACAGCAGUGCCUCUGGAUAAAUGAUAUGCCAUCAAGCCAUCACAUUUUACUUUUCAAUUUACCAAAGAUCACUGCAAAAACCACCAGUGUUACUUAGUUCAUUUUCAUUGAUUAAAUGUUGGAAGAUUUGCUCUGAAUAUUGAGUGCAUAUGCAUAUUCAUAUGGUAUACACUAAAUAUAUAGUACAUUCCUACAGAUACAUAAAUUUCAGUGGUAUUCUGCCAUAACUGUGUCAGAUAUUAGAAGACAAUUUCAUCUUUAAUCCCAGGAUAAAGUCAGAUGUCAUUGAAUUUAACUGAUUUGUGUGAAUAUAGUUUUGGGAUAAUAUACAAACUCACUUUAUAAAUAUCUUGCUUGUAAUGAAGGUGGUUAUCCCUUUCUAUAAGAGGGGGGUUGUAAUUUUCUAACCAAGAAGUACUAUGUUUAUUUCUUCUUCUUUUGCUUUUAAAAACCAGAUUAGAAUGUAGCACUUAAAAGUGUAAAUAUACAGUAUCACAAGUGCCUGAGAGAAAUGUCAGGUCUGUGUUUUGUUCUGUUUGUGUGUUUUUUUUUAAAUAAUUUACUUGUUGUUUUUGGUGUGUUACUGUUAUGGCCUGCACUCUGGAGAACUGCCAGGCCAAAGUUGUUUCCAUGGUAGCGCUGCAUCCAAUCCCAUCCCAGUCUUUGAACCUGACCCGGUCCCCCAUGUUUAAUGAUCUGACACACUGACCAACAGUUUGCAAACUUUUUUACCAAGUGCAAGAAAGGCUAAUAUUUGUUUUGGCUUGUGUUUCUUUUCUGUCUGGUUCUACUUGGAUGUUAAAUAUAACAUUAGUCAGUGGUAGAUAUUACUGAGUUUGGGUUUGGACUGAUCUUGGAGAAACUUUAUACAGGGAAUAUUGUUCAUAGGAAGAGAUCUAUAAAAAUGCAGACUGCUUUCUGACAAUCAGUCCAAAGCUCUUUAGUGGAUGUUAAAGGUACAAUCAAAGCGGUUCUGUCCUUCAGACAUAAAAGAGGCCCCAAAUCGGUGGACCAAGCAAAACAAGCCUUGUACAGAGUAGCACGAUUAAAAGGAUGACAAAGGCCAAAGAUGGUGGGCAUUGUGGGUAUUAUCUGAGGGCAGCUGUCACAGAGUAAGAAACAAACACAAAAGGCCAUGUACAAAACCGAGCAUUUCUGAAUGACUCUUGUAUUUACUUAUAUGUACACUGUAUCAUAUAAUUGUGAAUUUGCUAGAAUUCAUACAUCUGGUUCAAUACAGCAAAGUAAUCAAAACAAGAAAAUUAAUAAAAACAACUGCAACUCUG